ACAUUCAGGGACAUUCAGGGAGGGUGUCCGACCUCCCGCGCUCGGGUGGCAGCCUCCCGGGAGGUCCCCGUUGUCGCGGUUACCGGGAGCUAGAGCUGCGUUCCACGGGCACAUUCCGCAGCUUCCCAGCAGGCCGCGCACCUGCGGCGCACCUCCAGCCAUGGCGUAGGGCCCCACCUCGGGCCGUUCCCGGCGCCAGGGCCCCAUUCCCGGAGCCGGGAUGCCGUCCCUGCCGCAGGACUCGCCCGCCGCGGGCUUGGGGACGGGGUUCCCCAUGGUGAGGGGCCCCCCCUCCGAGCUCCUGGGCUCCUACGUCACCACCUACGAGGCGGCCUUUGGGAAGAGGCCCACGGGGUCACCCCAAAAGUUCAAGGAAGGGCGCGUUUUGGGGAUUGAGCCCCCCGGUGACAGGAGCAUCCGCCCCCUCCUCGGCGUCCACACCGGCUCGGGAUACGUCGUCAACAACUACUCGGCGCUCAGAUCCCUGAUCUCCCCGCAUGUGGAGCGCCAGGACACCGACAUUUCCACCACCUCCGAGGACUUCAAGGUCUUCGGGCGCCCAGAGUACCAAAGGAUCUUGCCCGAGUGCGUGGAUGAGCCGCAGUGUCCGUAUCCCGCUGGCUUCUCCUUUUCCCGCCUCCGAUUCGGGGAGGUGAGAGCCCCGGGAGCAUCCGGGGAAUAUGGCAUCCAGAGCCCCUGCGCCAGUCCCGCCAAGCCAGAUGUCCCACCGAGGGCGAUGGAGCUGUCGGGCUGCACCGGGAUCGCCCCGAGGAGUGACCUCACCCUGCCAGAGCAGCCCCACCCCCCAGCCUGCCAUGGGCCACCCUGCCCCCUUCGCCCCUCCGGAGCUCCAGGUGGCACCCAAGGGAGUCACUACCGUGAAGGUGGGUGCAGCCGUGUCCCCUGUCCCCAUCCCUUUUCCCAAGGAACCACGCUCCCAACCCGCUGCAUCCCUCAGAAGCCGCUGGCGUACUGCACUGUGCACAACCGGUACCUGACCGAGCUCUCGCCGCUGGCCCCCAUAGCCCCGGUUGGAUGUUACCGUCACAUGAAGAAGAGAGAACCUGAACAAGAUCACGGCUACGAGCUCUAGAGUUAAAAAUGAACACACAAACCCCCGGGGAGCCCGACCGCGGACGAGGAAUCCAGCCUGGAAAAGCGGGGUGCCCAAGGGGCCGUGGGGGGGCACCCGGCUUGGCACAGCCCUGGCCCUGCCACCUCUUCCCCAGGCAUGUAAGUCUCUUCUUUUAUGUUAAAAAAAGAGAGAAUAUGACAAAAAUACAAAUGUCCCUAAAAGCGUUGUUAUUACUGUAAUAGCAGUAUUAUGACUUCUCUCCAGAUUGUCCAAAAUCGUCUAAAUUGGGGCUGUGGGAGCUGCUGGGAGCCAAGGUUGCCACGGGGGGAGCAGGAAGACUGAGGAUGAUCUGGCGUCUGCCACGGAGAGCCACCACCGACCCCCUUGUCACCCCUGCGGGGCUCCCAGGUGGGUCUGUCCCUGUUUUUGGGGGUCCCAGGGAGUGGGAGGGGGUCUGGCGUGUGCAUCCCAGGGCUCCGUGGGGAUGCUGCUGCUGGCACUGAUCCUGCCAGGCUGGCUGUCCCAAGGAAUGCCACCAGCCCAGGGAAUGUCACCUGCCCUCGACGGGGACAACAGCACUCGCUCCACCCUUUAUCCCCAGGGGUGGGCACGGGGCGCCCGGAGCAGCCCGGCUGGAAGAGGACCCUGUGGAGCUCUGCAUUCCCCCGAGGGGCCCCUUCCAGCCCGGGCUGGUGGGGGAGGGCAGGACCGGGGUCCCCAGGGCGGCUUAGGGACCCCCCCCCCUCCCGCCGAAACCCAAGUCGGAGGUAAAGCAUCGAACCCGGCUGAAGGCAGUGCACGGAGGAGCCCGCUUUGGAUAAGGAACUGUGUCAUGGCUUCCGAUCCCAGGAAAAGGGGCUGUCCCCUCCCCUCGGUGUCCCCCGCCCGCCCCGGGAGACUGGAGGGGGUGCGGGGGGAGGGGGUGGGUCAGGGGGGCUCCGUGGCUCCGCUGGCGGCUCCCAGAGGUUCUAUGGAGCUGAAAGGGGAGGGAGGAGGGUCCCUCUUGCACCCGCAGCCUGACCCCUGAAAUGGGGGGGGGCGAGGCCGGGGAGGGGCCGAGGGGCUCCGGGAGCAGGGCUGGAAGCACUCGCAGAAGUCCUGCCCGGUGGUGGGAAUAGGGAUGGGGAGGGGGGGACAUCG
Molecule: messenger RNA, 2215 nt
Organism: Motacilla alba alba
Lineage: Eukaryota; Metazoa; Chordata; Aves; Passeriformes; Motacillidae
Exons: 6
Coding region: 221-1093 (290 amino acids)
Source: RefSeq, a predicted model, not a curated record